Molecule: messenger RNA, 1452 nt
Organism: Fusarium vanettenii 77-13-4
Lineage: Eukaryota; Fungi; Ascomycota; Sordariomycetes; Hypocreales; Nectriaceae
Exons: 2
Coding region: 1-1410 (469 amino acids)
Source: RefSeq, a predicted model, not a curated record
AUGUACGCACUUCAUCCCUCAAAUUCUCUCUCAUCACCAGAAAAAACUGCAUCUGUAUUGUCAAAAGGGACGUUUUACGCCUUCAUCUAUCGGCCGUACCUGAGACGGCUUAAACGGAACGCCGUUCACCCGUCACCGUUGUCGCGCGAAGAGCGGAGGGUGUUGUUCGAUCGGUGCUUUAGGAACGUGUCGUCUCCAGAGAGUUAUCUGACGUGGUGGUUUCUGGGCGCUGACCCUGAUGAUAUUCGACGGGACAACAUCAAAGAGUUCCUCCUCUGGGCUUUCUUUGAGCGAGGCGAUGGUUCCGUUGAUGAACCAGAUGAGGCGGUGGACGAGGAGCUCGAACAGUAUGUGACUCUGCUUGAGGAACGACUUGGACGAAAGAUACCGAGUGGUCGAGGAAACGUCCAAAGUCUUCGUCUCACUCUCGAUAAGAUCACGGCAACGUAUCGCGGCCUUGCCUGGUACGUGAUCGUCUUCUUCGUCGAUCAACUCACACAUCUCGCAUUCCUCUGGCACGGCUUCGAGUACUAUCGUCGUCCUCGAUCAUCUGCGAUUCGGGUAUUUCCUCCGCGUCCGCAAGAGUUGUGGCCGGGUCGGACAUCCCCCUCCUCUCAGCUCAGUUACUGGCACCGUCCUCACACGGCCGAGGGCCAACUGCCCGUCGUCUUCUUCCACGGCAUCGGAAUCGGGCUCUGGACGUAUGUGCAGUUCCUGGCUGGUCUUCACAAGACGGACGAUAAGAAGAGGAGCGUCGGUGUCAUCGCCAUUGAGAUUCUACCCAUUUCGUUCCGCCUCACGUCUGCCAUCCCAGACAAGGCUGAGUUCUUGUCCCAGGUGACAGCGAUCCUGGACUACCACUGUUGGGAGAACGUCGCGCUCGUGUCGCAUUCAUAUGGAUCCGUUUUGACAACCCACAUGCUGCACUCGCCCAGUCUGCAGCAUCGUGUUCCCUCUGUGGUACUCAUCGACCCUGUUACAAUUAUGUUGCACCUCCCCAAUGUGGCGUACAACUUUACACGGCGCAGGCCCAAGAGGGCCAACGAGUGGCAGCUCUGGUACUUUGCAAGUACCGAUCCAGGUGUUGCGCUCUGCCUAGGACGACAUUUCUUCUGGCGAGAGAAUAUCCUCUGGAAGGAGGAGUUGCUGACGUCUCUGGGAGACAGCGGCUUCAAGAGGGACGUUGCGGUGACCUUGGCUGGCCGAGAUCUCAUUGUCGACACUGCUUCGGUCGCGGAAUACUUGGAAGAUGAUGCCGAGACUUGUGUGGAAGGUGAUGAAGGUGGAGUACAAGUGGUCGUGUUCCCGAAGCUAGACCAUGCGCAAGUGUUUGACGACGCUCCGAGUCGCAAGACUUUGACCCAACUGGUCCGAUCGAGAUGUAAAUCGGGAAGGCUGGCACUUCCAUAGUUGCAACAUUGGUAGAGUACCCAAUAGACAAACGCUUGCAAG